GUUUACUUUUCGAUUAGCAAAGCAGGUUAGCACGUCAAAAGACAUUCUAAGAAGUUUACUUAAAUUAUAAGUGCACAAGGUUUAAGAUUGACGCACCGUUUGGUUUUACCGUUACCAAAAAGAUUUUGAAGUCAAGAAAUCGUCAACAUGGAGGAAGAUAAGAUACCAUACAUAUUAAACGGUGAUAUUUUUCGCAUCGAAUGUCGAAAUGGCGAUAAUGUGACUGUCCGAUGCCUUUAUUGUAAACGUAAACAUCGCGGUAGUAUACGCUUUACAGGCAAUUUUACAAGGCACAUCAAGCGUUCUCAUCCAGAUUUGCUUGACAAAAUGCGUGAAAUGAAAAAGGCAAGGUCUGUAGAACUCGCUGAAAAAAGAAAGGAGAGAAAACGACUCAAAAAAAUGGGGCAAUCUAGAAACGACGACUAUGAAGUCGUCGAUGAUGCUGCGUCCUCCUCACCUAUUGAGCAACAACCUCUAGAAGUGAACUUCAUAAUCUAUGAAGAUGCUGCGUCCACCUCGUCUAUUGAUCAACAAUAUCCAGACGACGACUUCGAGUUCUAUGAGGAUGCUGAGGAACAACUCUUAGAAGAUCAAGAUGAAGUCGUAACAGCAAGCUUACUACAUGAAUUGCGAUCUUUGCCAGAAAGCAAAGCAAAGCUACUGCGGGAUCGUUUACAGAAAAUAGUAUUACAAGUCCGUAGAGAUCGGGAAGAAGCUGUUGUCGGUUUUAAGGAUAAAAAAUAAAUUCUUUAUAUAUUAAUAU
Drosophila innubila is the source of this 763-nucleotide messenger RNA. RefSeq lists its product as uncharacterized. Bases 148 to 744 code for a protein of 198 amino acids. The transcript has 3 exons. The record is from RefSeq and is a predicted model, not a curated record. NCBI's taxonomy places the organism in Eukaryota, Metazoa, Arthropoda, Insecta, Diptera, Drosophilidae.